This is a messenger RNA of Impatiens glandulifera, 990 nucleotides long. Its product is annotated as cyclin-U4-1-like. Gene Ontology annotation, biological process: regulation of cyclin-dependent protein serine/threonine kinase activity. Gene Ontology annotation, molecular function: protein kinase binding. Bases 88 to 753 code for a protein of 221 amino acids. The transcript is spliced from 2 exons. The record is from RefSeq and is a predicted model, not a curated record. Lineage: Eukaryota; Viridiplantae; Streptophyta; Magnoliopsida; Ericales; Balsaminaceae.
CAGCUAAUUAAGUAGUACCCUUAUAUAUAUAUAUAGAACCAUUUAUUGGGUGGUCUUAGAAUUCUUGAAUCUUGAUCAUCAUCUUCAAUGGCGGAUGGUGAUCAUGAACUGGCAGAGAGUAGUGGUGGUGGUGGUGGGAUGCCGAGGCUGAUCAGAUUCCUGCCCUGCCUACUCCAACGGGUGGCUGAAUCGAACGAUCUGAACGACGGAGGGCUGAAGAGUCAAAAGAUGUCGGUUUUCCAGGGACUAAGCAGGCCCAACAUCUCAAUUGAAAGCUAUUUGGAAAGGAUCUUCAAGUACGCCAAUUGUAGCCCAUCUUGCUUCAUUGUGGCUUAUCUCUACUUAGACAGGUUCCAACAAAGACAGCCAUCUUUACCCAUUAACUCAUUCAAUGUUCAUAGAUUGCUCAUUACAAGUGUCAUGCUUGCCGCCAAAUUCAUGGAUGAUAUAUAUUACAACAAUGCAUAUUAUGCAAAAGUGGGGGGAAUCAGCAUUGGAGAAAUGAACUUUCUUGAAGUGGAUUUCUUAUUUGGAUUGGGGUUUCAUUUGAAUGUGACUCCAACCACUUUCUACACUUAUUGUUCUUAUCUUCAGAACGAGAUGACAACGAUGAUGAUUCAGCCUUCGCUUCAUUUAUCUCAUGUCGAUGAUCAUGAUCAUGAUCAUGAUCAUAUUGAAGAUCAUCAAGUACUGCCCAUAAUAUCCAGAUCACAACAGUACCACCAGGUUCUACAUCAAGAAUUGGCUGUCUAAUACUCAUGAAAUUUGUAGCUAGCUAUAGUAAUUAGUUAAUUAAUAUUAGUUAUGAUUAUUAAUACAUCAAUCUCUAGCUCUGUUUCUUUCCCAUUAUGAUGAUGAUGAUGAUCAGCUAGCUGGCACAUUAAAUCUCCUUUUGUUCCUUUCUUUUUGUUGUUGUUGUAAUGUGGUGUUGUCAAAUUUUCAAACUUUUGGUGUUGGAUUUGGAAUCAAUUGGUAGUUUAUGUAUGUACA